UGUUACUACGGUAGUCAACCAUGUACAUACACGAGGACUCUAAUUUAUAACAGUACAUAUGUGUAGAUUAUUAAUCAUUUGUGAUUAGGCACUAUUAAAAACUUGUUGAGUCGUACUUUAUGAACUUUAUCUAAUAAUCAUACGAGCAUGUGGUAUGUGAUUUUAAAUCAAUAAAAAUUUGCUCAGUGUUUAACCGAACAGGUAUUUAAAUAAAUUUUUCAAUUUUGCAUACUAUUUAAUAAUAAAAGUGUGUUAACAAUUAUAGGACGUCAGUCGUAUGUGUGAUAAAUGUAGCAUUGAACAUAAUAAUCACGUUUCUAAAUCAAAGUGAACCACUGAAUAGUUACAUUGUUUAAAGUAAAUAUGUUUAAACUAAAGGUAUAAGUCAUAAUUUGUACUAUUACCGUUUAAUGAAGAGAACCUUAACCUGUAAAAAUGAAAUAUUAAACUUUGAAUCUUCAUUUAUUACAUAAUAAAACUGCCAGUUUUUCAACAUUCGCGCAUUUAGUCAAAAGUCCAUCUUGAAUGUCAUCUCACAUUUGAAUUUUUAGACGUUACAUGUUUAAUGGUAUUCAAAACUAAUUUGAUUUUAGAGCUUUCCGGUAAAAUUUUGAAUUAAUUUUUAAAAAAUCGAACUUUUUACUGAAUUUUGUAUAUUAAUAAUUCCGAUAAUGCAAAAGAAUCAGUUAUACAUAUACUAAGUGGAGGAGGUCGUUAGAAUCAGUGCAAAAGUGAUUUCUGGAUAAGAACACAAAAGGUAUGAGUUGGCAAAAAUUUCAACGAUUACGAGCAAAAUCCGUAACUAUACGUAUAAAUAUUCUGUAGUGCCUUUAAUUGUGAAGUUUAAAAAAUGUCACAUAAGAAGCCAAACUCAGAAAUCAGGAUACCGGUACCUUGGGGUCAUAUAGCAGCCAAAACAUGGGGUUCCCCAGCUGGAAAACGUGUAUUCUUAAGUCAUGGCACAUUGGACAAUGCAGGAUCAUUUGAUCGAUUAGUAUCUCUGCUACCUGAACACUUUUACUAUGUCUGCAUCGACUUACCAGGUCAUGGCUUAUCUUCCCAUUUUUAUCCUGGUGUACCUUUGGACUUCUUCAAUUAUAUCCUAGCAAUCAAGAUGGUCCUUGAUUAUCUACAAUGGGAUCAGUGUUCCUUUAUAGGGCACAGUCUAGGAGGAUACCUAGGAAUAUUUUUUUUUGUACUUUAUCCAGAUAAAUUAGAUAAAUUAAUUAUCCUUGAAUCAGUAAGCCCAUUUAACACUCCAAAAAACUUAUCUUUUAUCUUUAAUCGAAUACGUCUGAUGCAUAAUGUUGCCUCUGAAACUCUUGAAGACAAUUUAAAACCACGUAUUUAUAAUCGAGAGGAAAUAAUUCAUGGUUUGAAAUAUAUGAGACAAUUUUCCCUGCUUAGUGAAUCAGCUGAGGCAUUGUUCGAUCGAGCUGUUACUCAGGUGGGAGAAGAUAUGUUUAUGUACAAUCGUGAUGCACGAAUGAAAAUCUCUAUUCUUCCAUUACUUAAUCAAGACCAAGUAGUACAUUUUUUUGAAAAUGUUAAUAUUCCUACUUUAGUCAUCAUUGCAACAGCUUCAAUCAAUGAAUAUUAUGAACCUCCUUCAAUGCAAUUUUGUAAACUUAAAAAUAAUAAGAGUUACACACUAGUCGUUGUAGAGGGAAAUCAUGAUGUGCACAAUAAUUAUCCAGAAAGGGUGGCUCCUCAUGUAGCUAAAUUUCUUUCUGGAUUAAAAAGUAAUCUUUAAUUUUGGCAGUCAGAAAUGCAUAUUGCAUGAUCCAACUUGUGACAAUCAGAAUGUAGUGCAGGUGUAAUUUUUAAGUUUUCUUAUAUAAGGGCAUAAGCAGAGAGGGAAAUAUAUUGCAAACUAGAGAGAGAAAUAUAUUCCUCCUUUAACAUUGGGUAAUGUGUGACUAUUAAUUUUAUCCAAAUCUUUCUUAAUGAGACUUAGAAAUAUGUAUUUAGAAUUUAGUUUCAUGGUAACAUUAUUUUUGAUAUGCUAUAAGGAUUGGGUGGUAUUACGGUCAAAGUUAUAUUUAUUUUUUGUUCAAAUAUUUGUUACCUAAAGAAUAAACCUUUGUACAAAGUA
This is a messenger RNA of Cephus cinctus (wheat stem sawfly), 2095 nucleotides long. Its product is annotated as serine hydrolase-like protein. Bases 851 to 1753 code for a protein of 300 amino acids. The record is from RefSeq and is a predicted model, not a curated record. NCBI's taxonomy places the organism in Eukaryota, Metazoa, Arthropoda, Insecta, Hymenoptera, Cephidae. The transcript is spliced from 2 exons.